This is a messenger RNA of Saccostrea cuccullata (small rock oyster), 1417 nucleotides long. RefSeq lists its product as uncharacterized. NCBI's taxonomy places the organism in Eukaryota, Metazoa, Mollusca, Bivalvia, Ostreida, Ostreidae. The transcript is spliced from 2 exons. The coding region runs from base 86 to 1369 and encodes 427 amino acids. The record is from RefSeq and is a predicted model, not a curated record.
UCAUCUAUAUAAGUAAAGACUCAACAAUGCACAGUAACUGGUGGACCCUUGCUGCCAAAAGAUCUCUAUCCUAUAGUUCGAAAUCAUGCAGAUAAUUCGUUUAUUGCUGUUUGUGUUUUUGUUGGUCUUGAUCGCCGACCUUCAAGCUGACGUAGGAGAUGAUGUUAAAGAGGUAUCAGAGGCUGUAAAAACCGGAAUUGAAGCAACCAAUGCUAUCACCGAAAUAGUGGCUGGUGUCAAGGUCCUAGCUAAAUUCACAAAAAUAAUGGGUUCAAUAGCUCCCUUUUUGGCGGCAAUUGGACCACUUAUGGAUAUCAUUACCCUGUUUCUUCCGAAACAAGAAGAUCCAACUUUAACAUUUUUAAAAGAACAAUUUUCAAGAGUAGAUUCGAAUUUCAGAAAUAUGGAGAGACUUUUCGGCGAAGUUACAAAUCUAAUUAAAUCUAAAGCCAUCAAGUCGCAGUUUUCAGGAAUUGAACAAAAUGUCAACGCUUUGUCAUAUAGACUACAUAUGUUAAUGAAAGCUCCAAAAGAUGCUGUAAAAGGACAAAAAUUGCGUUUUAUCACGGCAUUCAAGGUCAGUUAUCAAAGUGCAGCCAAAAAAAUAUACAAUGGCAUCAUGACCAAACAAUCUUUUACGGACAAUAUUCCAAAUGAAGCAAUGGCAUAUACAAAUAAUGAUCGCAAGAAAAUGCAAAAAGUAAUGGCUGGAUGUGUUGGACUUCUCGUGACAGCUGUGAAAGUUAAUUUAGCCUUCUUGCAGCUCACGAAUAGAAAAGCCAGCUACAGAAUGGAAAAAACCGAAUGGGAAAAAAACAUUAAGGCAGCUUUACAGAAAGUGAAAGAUGUGGAUAAGCAAGUCACUGAUGCAUGGGAAGAUCAAAAGAUGAAAGAUUUGGAAGGCCUCUCGGCACAGUACAAAGACGACAGCCACACACGAUUUGCAAAACGUCUGUACAAUUUUUACUCCAAAAAAUACUACUGGAGGGAUUGGGUAGUCAUUGUGUACAACAAAAUGGCCGAAUCUUGGACCGGGAAGAACGGACACGUGUUUAAACUCUGCGGCGGGGACGAAUAUUUGGAAAAAGACGGUAGAAAUGUCUUAACAUCAAGCGUACCAAAGAAGAAACAGAAAAUAAACAAAGACCAUUACAAAAAGAAAUUAAGUAAAGUUAAAACUGAGACAGUUGUUUGGAUUCAUUAUGCUUGGAAGGCAACGUCUGUUCUGAAUCAGAUUAAAAAGUUUAGCGGAUCUGAUGUCUGCAUGCAGGCUGUCAUCUCAGACCGGGAGAGUGUUCAAGUCAAAAGUGCACCAGGUCGCUUAGCUCAUAAGUGGAAAUACUUUUAUCAUAUGUACGUCUUUGGAUAAAAUGUACUAUGCAUCUCAGCAUUUUACCAAAUAAAAUAUGAAGCAACA